Haliotis rubra (blacklip abalone) is the source of this 1432-nucleotide messenger RNA. RefSeq names its product 39S ribosomal protein L10, mitochondrial-like. Gene Ontology annotation, biological process: translation. NCBI's taxonomy places the organism in Eukaryota, Metazoa, Mollusca, Gastropoda, Lepetellida, Haliotidae. The coding region runs from base 151 to 882 and encodes 243 amino acids. The record is from RefSeq and is a predicted model, not a curated record. Gene Ontology annotation, molecular function: structural constituent of ribosome. Gene Ontology annotation, cellular component: mitochondrial large ribosomal subunit. The transcript is spliced from 5 exons.
CUCUUCUUUUCCGAUUGACUGAAAGCUGAAUCUGGCCUGAAUCUAUAGUCUGUCCAGUCUAAAUUAUGGAACUUCAUGGUUUCAAAAUUGUGAACGAGUGUCUUCUUUUUACGACCUUAUGAAGAUCGAUUUUUGGUACAGAAUUUCAACAUGGCAGCCCACAUGAGGCGAUGUCUGCUUGCCACAUCACAGAUCCAUCUGACACAGGUUCGUUAUCGCAGACCUAAUAUACAGAAACCUCGACCUUCUACAAGAGAGCGACGUCUGUUUGAGGCCAUUACUCAACCAAUUCUACUCCCUGAAGUACAAAAACUACAACCUGUGAAGGUUAAGCAUAUCAGCCCAGGAAAGAAUGAACAGCCAAGUGACUUCGAGCAGUUCCUCAUACGUCAGUGUAAGAAAAUGUUUGAAGACCACAAAAUGGUUAUAGUAUGCCAGCCACUGCCGAUGUCUGAAAAUGAGAAAAGAGAGAUCCGAAAUAAAUUUAGGGAUGCUGGUAUGGAUCUUCUUCAUCAUGGAAACAAGUUAAUAAGGCCGGCCGUGAUGGACACAAGACUGACCAAUCUACUCCCUUUCUUCACCGGGCAUAAUCUAUUCAUUGUCAGCACGGAACCCCGUGUUGCUGAAAUGGUAAAAAUUGUAAGACGGAUUCCACAGCUCCAUCUACUAGGUGGGCUUGUGGACAACUACAUACUGAGUAAAGAGGCGCUAAUAAGAAACUCCAAACUGCCGCCCCUCGAUAUCACCAGGGGUCAACUUGUCACACUGUUAAACAUGGGGGCUGCCAAGACACAUUCGUUGCUAGGCAGCCAUCAACAAACACUUUCAAGGAAUUUAGAACAGUACAUCAAGGAUCAGCAGGAGAAGAACAAUAAUUCAUAGAAUAUCGGGAUUAAUUCUGUUUGUGAUUCGUGCGAUGAAAAAAAAGUCUACAUGAUGGCUGACUUCUCCAGGAAGUUCUUCUUCACAGAAGUUUGACCAAAAAAACAGAGUGCUUACUUAGUCAUUUAAAUGUAAAAUAAAUAAGAAUUGCAUUUGAAGUGCUAAACAUGCCGAAUGUUAAUAAGAAAUAGAGCUUUUGGCAUGAUAAAAUGCAUGGUGCAAGGAUAGGUAUUCAAACAUACUAUAUAUUAUAUAAUUUCUCAUUCUAAGGGCAUACAUCUGUUUCUUUCAUAUUGUCCUGUGAUUUAAAGCAAAAACUACUUUUACAUAGUAAUGAUCAUGUUUACUACAUCCACGUAAAAAUGUAAGCAGUAUUCAAUCAAGAAUGAUACCUAUUAGUGUCUUUCUGGGUAUCUAGGUGAAGAGGGUUUCCAAAGCAACUCAUUGUAGGGAAAAAUUGUGAGAAGAAUUUCAUGUCUGUAAAGGAAUGGCUGUAAAAUGAACUGAAUUGUUGGAGUGUUUGGUUGUAAAUAAAUAUCACACAGAAUUA